Molecule: messenger RNA, 1125 nt
Organism: Rotaria sp. Silwood1
Lineage: Eukaryota; Metazoa; Rotifera; Eurotatoria; Philodinida; Philodinidae
Source: the annotation of a GenBank genome assembly
AUGAAAGCAUCGACUGACGGUAUAACAUUAGCAAAAGAAUAUAUUGAUUUAAAUAAAAAAGAUUUUGAAGAUAUGUCUGUCGAGUUACGAUUCGGUAAACUCCUCACUGAUAUGGGUCAAUACGAAAAGGCAAUGAAAUAUUUUAAAAAAAUUUUAAUUGAUCCUUAUGUCAUCGAUUUACCUUCGAUUUAUUUUCAUAUUGGUCGUAUUUAUCACUUAGUAGGUGCUUAUAAUGAUUCUCUUCUAAAUUAUGAAAUUGCUGGUAAAAUGAUUGAAGCUAAGGAACAAAAAACGCCCUCGCAAUUAUUACACUCAGCAAGACUAUUCAAUAAUAUUGGUACUAUUUUUUAUAAAAAAACAGAAUAUGAUCAAGCUUUAUUCUAUUUAAGAAAAAGCUAUCAAAUUCGAGAAGAAAUAUUGGGUGUCUGGCACCAUGAAACAGCGCAAAGUCUACACAACAUGGGUAAUGUAUUUUUUGACAAAGGUGAAUUUAGCGAUGCAUUGUGUUACUAUGAGAAGUCUAUUAAGAUAAGAGAACAUCUGUUUCCAAUGGACCACACAGACAAAGCGGCUAGCUUAAAUAGUAUUGCUCUUGUUUAUUGGAAACAAAAUAGGCUAAAUGAAGCUUUAGAAUACCAUUUGAAAUCAUUGGCUAUGUUCAAAAAGCUUCUCCCACCAGAACAUGAUGAUAUUGCAACGUUAUUAGUAAGUGUCGGUAAUGUUUUAACAGACCAAGAGAAAUUUGAUGAAGCAUUCUCGUAUUAUAUGGAAGCUCUUCAUAUGCGAGAAAAAUUAUUUCCUAAUGGUCAUCCUAAUCUUGCUCUGACGCUGUAUUUUGUUGGCCGCCAUUUCGAAAAAAAACAUGAAUAUGUCGAAUCUCUUCAAUAUCAUAUAAAGCAGUUAAAUAUGUAUCAAAAGUUUUUCUCUGUUGGGCAUACUAUUUUGAAAGAAACUGAAGAGAAUAUUGCUCGAUUACAGUUACUCAUACAGAAAAGUAAUAAAUUUUAAUUGAAAGAUUUCUUUGCAAUGCAACUACAUAUACUUAUUUUCUACUUUUACUUAUAUAUGUGAAUUCACAAAUCGUUUCAGGUGUGGGUGGGUGUGUGAUUAUAAUGUGGGUGUGGG